CUGCAUUCUACCCUGGACCAUCAAAUUCACCCAUCGCAGUCAUGCUCGGAAAAGUCGCUUUCGAAGAAGCCUUUGCGCUUCCUCGCUUCAAGGAGCGGACAACAUGGUGGGCAGGACUCUUCGCCGUCGACCCUGAGAAGCACACUCGAGAGAUCAACGACAUCAACAAGCUCCGCAUCGAGAAGAUGGACCAAUUCGGUGUCGGCUACACUUUGCUGUCGUACACGGCUCCCGGCGUGCAAGAUGUGUGGCAACAGGAGGAGGCCGAUGCACUUGCUCGGGAAGUCAACGAUCACGUUGCUGCUGAAAUCAAAGGGCACGAAGACAGGCUGGGAGCGUUGGCCACUCUCAGCAUGCACGAUCCUCAGACUGCAUCGGCUGAACUCCGCCGGUGCAUCAAAGACUACGGCUUCAAGGGUGCACUGGUGAACGACACUCAGCGCAAUGACGAAUCUGGAACUGGCAUGAUCUUCUAUGAUGGCCCGGAAUGGGAUGUCUUCUGGUCUACUGUCCAGGAACUUGACGUCCCGUUCUACCUCCAUCCACGGAACCCCACUGGAGUCUUCAUGGAGAAGCUCUGGGCGCCACGCAAAUGGCUCGUUGGCCCACCGUUGAGCUUUGCGCAAGGCGUGUCCCUCCACCUUCUCGGGAUGGUGACGAACGGCACAUUUGACCGCUUCCCCAACCUUCAAGUCAUCAUCGGUCACUUGGGUGAGCAUUUGCCAUUCGACCUAUGGCGUAUCAACCACUGGUUCGAAGACAUCAAGAAGCCGCUCGGGCUGGACUGCAAGAAGACCAUUCGGGAGUACUUCAACGAGAACAUCUGGAUUACCACUUCCGGACACUUCUCGACACCGACGUUGGAAUACUGCAUCAAGGAGAUUGGCGCGGAGAGAAUCUUGUUCUCGAUCGACUACCCGUUCGAGAAAUUCGAGGAUGCUUGCGAUUGGUACGAUGGUGUUGAGCUGGAUGGUCCAGACACGGUGAAGAAGAUCGGCAGGGAGAAUGCGAAGAAGUUGUUCAAGUUGGGUGCCUUUAAGGACGAUAGCGCUUGA
Messenger RNA from Zymoseptoria tritici IPO323, 1055 nucleotides. Its product is annotated as 2,3 dihydroxybenzoic acid decarboxylase-like protein. The record is from RefSeq and is a predicted model, not a curated record. The coding region runs from base 42 to 1055 and encodes 337 amino acids. Gene Ontology annotation, molecular function: carboxy-lyase activity; hydrolase activity. The transcript is spliced from 2 exons. Gene Ontology annotation, cellular component: cytoplasm; cytosol. NCBI's taxonomy places the organism in Eukaryota, Fungi, Ascomycota, Dothideomycetes, Mycosphaerellales, Mycosphaerellaceae. Gene Ontology annotation, biological process: secondary metabolic process.